AUGAACUUUUCUAGAGACGAGAAACAGCCUGUUGCGGACGUGGAGCAGCGCGAAUCGAUCAAUCCGGAUUCACCUCAAAAUGAUCUCAAAAAACCAGAGGGCGACUAUUCUGGCGCAGUCGCCAAGUCUGAUCCAGCUGAACUUAAGCUGGUGAGGAAACUGGAUAUAUGGAUUAUGCCUAUCCUGUGGCUCAUGUAUUGGCUCAACUAUCUCGACCGCAACGCCAUCACCCUCGCAGUUUUGAACAACUUUAAAGAAGACUUGGGUCUCAAGGGCACCCAAUACAACACUGGCGUUUCUAUUCUUUUUGUUGGAUAUGUCCUCGGCCAAAUACCUAGCAAUAUGCUCAUUACUCGCGUGCGACCGAGCUGGUAUAUGGGGAUCUGCAUGAUGGGGUGGGCAGUUGUCAGUGCCUUGACAGCACUUGCGAAGAACUACACUGGCCUUAUUCUUACUCGAUUCUUCCUGGGAAUUGUGGAAGCCCCAUACUACCCGCGAGUAUUUCCCUGCGCCCUACAGAUUGCUACACGGAUCAGCGUCCUCUAUUCCGGAAACAUCCUAGCGUCUGCUUUUGCCGGCUUGAUUGCUGCUGGAGUAUUCAGGCUUAACGGUAAACAUGGUCUCAGCGGCUGGCAGUGGCUUUUCAUUAUCCAAGGCAUCGUGACCUUCUUCGUUGCUGUGGCCGCUUGCUUUAUUCUUCCCGAUGAGCCCCUUACGACAAGGUGGCUUACACCGGAGGAGCGUCAGCUUGCCUAUGAUCGUGUCAGCCGGGAUACUGUUGGCCAGACCAAUGAUGGUUCAGCCUGGAAAGGCCUUAAGGAGGCUGCAAAGGAUCCUAAGGUGUGGGUCUUUGUUUACAUGCAACAUCUUCAUAUUGCUACAAAUGGGUUUAAGAACUUUUUCCCUACCAUUGUCAAAACACUUGGCUUCAACACCACUAUCACGCUAGUUCUUACUUGCCCACCCUACCUGAUCGCUGGUGUUAUUUCGAUUGCUUGGGCAGCAUCAUCGGGUCACUUCAAUGAACGUACAUGGCACAUUACCAUUGCCAAGGCCGUGGCAAUUUUUGGGUUCGUUCUUGGCUGCGCUACGAUGAACGUCGGUGCUCGUUAUUUUGCCAUGUGUGUUUUCACUAUUGGAACGUACGGCGUGAACUCAAUCAUCCUGGGUUGGGUGAGCAGCACUUGCGGUCAGACAAGGGAGAAGAAGGCUUCGGCGCUCGCCAUCGCCAAUGUGAGCGCCACUCUGAGUUUGAUUUGGACUCCGUAUCUUUGGCCAUCCUGGACUGAACCCCGGUUUGUCCUUCCUAUGGCAACAAGCGCCGGAAUGGCGUUGGCGUGUGUAUUUGGUGCUUGGGUAAUGAGAUUUAUGCUGGUCAGAGAGAACAGAAAGAUUAGGCAGUCAGACUCCGAGGCUACCUUGUACUAUGCGUAUUAA
Molecule: messenger RNA, 1437 nt
Organism: Clonostachys rhizophaga
Lineage: Eukaryota; Fungi; Ascomycota; Sordariomycetes; Hypocreales; Bionectriaceae
Source: the annotation of a GenBank genome assembly